Messenger RNA from Entrophospora sp. SA101, 186 nucleotides. The record is from the annotation of a GenBank genome assembly. Lineage: Eukaryota; Fungi; Glomeromycota; Glomeromycetes; Entrophosporales; Entrophosporaceae.
AUGGCAGUUCCAAUAGUUAUAUUGAGUAAUUAUGAUGUUAACGUGUUGCAAGCAGCUUUAGAAGAACAUGGUUUAGAAACUCAAUGGUUUGAUUCUAGAAAAGAGGAUGCUACAGUUUGGAAUUUAGAUUCAAAAUUAUCAAAACCUCAUAAAUUUUUAAAUUCAGAAGAGGUAAGUAAAGGCUAA